GAAGCUUUCCUCUCCGCUCAGUCCAGUCUCCAGCGACGGGCCGACGGACGGACUGAGUGCGGCUAGCGUUAGGCUCCUCUGCCUUUGUUAGCUAGCUUGGAAAACACCAAGAAGAAGACAGAACCGCAUCCAUGCAAUAGCACACUUUUUUGGAAAAUGAUCAUCUGUACGAAUAAAAUGGAGUACCCCCUGAGAACCCAGUGCCAGCGAGUCCAGAAACAGGUAAUGGUGAACGGUGAACAGGAGCGAGUGUCGCUGCUGCUCAUGAAGGCUCUGGUCAGCAGGGGGAGCGUGGACGCCGUGUCCCAGCAGAUGGCCUCUCACCCUCAGUACUUGGAGAGCUUCCUGCGCACACAGCACUACAUCCUGCACAUGGACGGCCCCCUGCCGCUGCCAUACCGCCAUUACAUCGCCAUUAUGGCUGCAGCACGACAUCACUGCAACUACCUGGUGUACCUGCACUCAGCUCAGUUUCUGAGGGUGGGCGGGGACCCUCUGUGGUUGCAGGGUUUGGAGGCAGCACCCCCUCGCCUUCGCCUCCUCGACCACAUCAACAAGGUGCUGGCCCACCAACCCUGGCUCACUGCCUGCUCACACAUCCAGACGCUGCUGAAGUCGGGGGAGCAGUGCUGGUCGCUGGCUGAGCUGGUGCAGGCUGUGGUGAUCCUGGCCCACUGCCACGCCCUCUGCAGCUUUGUGUUUGGAUGCGACACAGACUCAGACUUUGUCCCUCUCUCCAAAUCUCCCAACGGUACCCCACCGACCUUCUGCCCCUUUGAUGCUGCCAACGGCAACACCAAUGUGCCUCAGUCUCUCGCCACUCCCUCUGAACUCAUAACACGACGACGGUCUCUGGACUCCAGCUGUGACGUGGUUUGUCUAAAGGAGAGGAUUCAGAAGUCGCAGGAGGAGCGAGAGAAGAGGGAAGAGCGCCUCCUGCAGACCCAGACACUCCAACAAAACGAUAUGGAAGAGGAGGAGGAGGUGAUAUGCUUCGCUGACCCGUCGCGUUUUAUCACAGACCCUGACUUUUGCUAUGAGGAGUUCGCUCGCAGGGAGGAGGACCACUUCCAAGUAUUUAGAGUUCAGGACUAUUCAUGGGAGGACCACGGCUUCUCCUUAGUUAACAGAUUGUAUUCGGACAUCGGGCACCUCCUGGACGACCGGUUCAGGAGCGUGACCACGCUGCCCUCGUUGCACAGCCCCGACCUGAAGAGGGCGAUCUGGAAUUACAUCCAUUGUGUGUUAGGAAUACGCUAUGAUGAUUAUGAUUACGGUGAAGUGAACCAGUUGCUGGAGCGGGAUUUGAAGUUGUAUAUCAAGGCUGUGGCCUGUUUUCCCGACGCCACCAAAACUCCAGUGUGUCCGCUGAGCUGGGCUCUACUUAAAACUUCAGAAAGGAUACAUGUGAAUUUACUAAUCAUGGAGGCCCGGCUGCAGGCAGAGAUGCUCUACGCCCUGAGAGCCAUCACCCAGUACAUGAUCGCCUAAGUGCUCGGAGAGGCACAAAGUCAAAACUCUUCGCCGGUACAGAGAGACUCAGAGACACGAGGAUAAAGACGCAGUGAAGUGGGACGAGAGCGGCACUUUUUCAAGGACACAGAGACACAAUGUUUUGUAGCUGUGCCUCAUGAAUGUGCUUCUCUUUUUCUCAGAGUUAAUGUAUUUAUACCAUAGUGUGCCACAGCCCCUCCCCCCUCCCUCCCCUCUCCUCACCCUCCCUCCCCUCUCCUCACCCUCCCUCCCCUCUCCUCACCCCUUUCUGCAGAUUCUCUUAUUGUGAAGUCCUCUUAUCAAACAUCUCGGCUCUCAAAGGUUAUGUGCAAUUAUUACUAGCGUUGUUUUAAUUUUUACCUGUUGUUACGUGUUCCAGCUCCGUCUGUGAGAAACUGCUUGGUUGUAGCUGCGUGUUACAGUGGCCAAUACUUUUCAGUUCGAUCAGUCUCCUUUUAUAUUAACUAUGCUUUCCCAAAAAAAAAUAUCUUUUUGUACUAGUUGAAUGAAUGUUAAUGGGAGACCAGGGCCUUUUUUUUUUUUUGGACAAUCCUUGUCAGUGUUUGAGGAGGCCAUUAAGUGGACUGUGAAGGACAACCGUUUUGCUCUCCCUGACAUUUCGUAUUAAUGCUGGUCAAGAACAAACACAACAGUGACACUGCUGGAAGUCAUCACAUCACUAUAGUUUCUUUUAAUAAGCACUUUUUAAAACUUUAUAUAUUUAUAAUGCAAGGUAGCUCGUUAGUAGACAUUGAGACGCACAGCUUUGUGGGUCUGACGCCUUUUCUUGUCAUUGUACGACAUGUAAGGAACAUUUUUAGACUGUUUGUCCUCAGACUUUCAGACUUUGCUUUUGUGCCCCAGCUCUCUGAGUGAAGUUUCCUCUUAAUCCAGGAAUUACUGGAAGGAUUUUGAAGGUAGUGAUGUUUUUGCAAAACACACAAUUUACACCUGAUGAGAGAAUUUGUAACUAAACUGAAGUGGUCAGUGAGCUGUUUCCUACAGUGAAGAUUAAGCUGAGCCAUCUGCAGGUUUGAUUGUUUUGUUUUUUUGUACUGACAUGCUUCAGAAAUGAUCAGAGACUUAAUGUCAGACCAAAGGUCAAUUAAAAAAGAUUGAAUUGGACAGACAGAAGUGUACAGAGGUAGGUCUGUGCCGGUCAUGAGUUCAGAUUUUGGCUCAAAGCUUUGUGCUAAAGCUUUUUUUGUGAGCUGUAUCAAGGCUGAUUAUCAAGUCAAACCACAGUACAGUUUGCAGAGCAGAACAAUGUGCAAACUAGUUGUUAAAACACUUGUAUCUUUUUCUGUCUUUUUUUUUUUUUUUACAGGUUUUUUGUAAACUAUAGAGUACGUUUUGUUUUUGUUUUGUUUCUGGGUGUGAUGGUAGGACCUGCUUGUUGUGCUGCAGCCUGGGUAGACGUAGAGGUGUGACAGACUGUUUAGAUUUAGACUUUAGAUUUAGAAAAGAAACAGAAGUGCAUAUCGACAAAAGCAAAAGCGCUGUUAACACAGGUGCCUUCAGGCUAAAACUGGAGUGCUGCUGAAGUGGAGGGAUGUGACUACUGGAGGCUGAAUGUGGGCUUUGGUUGCAGCUGGGAAACAUCUCCACCUGACAAGUGUAAAAACUUGCAAUGUUUCCCGCAUGAAUGGGAACUGUUUGUUUUUCUCAUGUUGGUUAUGAACGCCAUUUCUGGUAAAUCUUACGGCUGUGAACGCCCAUUGUUUUCUAUUGGACACCUUCUACAAGCCCCAGCAACUCAGCGAGAGCCUUUGACACAGAUGGAUGUUAAAAAUGUUCAACUUUAGCAGAUUAAAAAAAUGGACAACUGUCUAAAAAUAAAACAACCUAAAAAAAAAAAAGAGAGAGAACAAGCGAAAAGACAAAAAAAUGUUUUUUGGAAAAUGUGAAGAAAUGUUUUCUAUAAAGAUGCUCUAUGAAAAUAA
Molecule: messenger RNA, 3437 nt
Organism: Lates calcarifer (barramundi perch)
Lineage: Eukaryota; Metazoa; Chordata; Actinopteri; Centropomidae
Gene: sesn4
Product: sestrin 4
Exons: 9
Coding region: 157-1491 (444 amino acids)
Biological process (GO): cellular response to leucine starvation; positive regulation of macroautophagy; regulation of response to reactive oxygen species
Cellular component (GO): nucleus
Molecular function (GO): oxidoreductase activity, acting on peroxide as acceptor; L-leucine binding
Source: RefSeq, a predicted model, not a curated record